This is a messenger RNA of Annulohypoxylon maeteangense, 576 nucleotides long. RefSeq lists its product as uncharacterized. The record is from RefSeq and is a predicted model, not a curated record. The transcript is spliced from 3 exons. Lineage: Eukaryota; Fungi; Ascomycota; Sordariomycetes; Xylariales; Hypoxylaceae. Bases 106 to 333 code for a protein of 75 amino acids.
CUUAUGAAUAGGUACCUAUUUCACUCUACACCUCGUUACACGUAUAAUCUUCUAAGAUACAAGACUUUACUAGAAUAACUCCGUUCACCUAAACUACUUAUCGAAAUGGAUGCACUAAAGAAAUUCGCUGGCAAGUCAGAAACCACUGGCAACACCAACAACGCCCAACAAUCUGGCGAGAAGAAAGAUAUCGGAGACAGAGUUGCUGGAUUUCUCAACAAGAAGGAGGGUGGGAAACUCUCUGACCAACAGCUCGAGUCUGGUACAGACAAGGCGCGUCAGCUGUACGAGAAGACCACUGGAAACAAGGUCGACCCUAGAAUUUCGAACUAGACUGUAGAAGAUGGAAGGCUGACAGGCGAAGGUCGAUGGGAUCCAAUAUGAAGCAUUGGUAUCAACUCGUCAUGUACUUCUAUAAUGAAUAAAGGUCCUUUUCAAGGUUCUGGUGUUCUGAAGGUAGCAUGAGCUUGUAAAACAGUAUCUUAAUCAUCCCUAGGUACCUAGGUAGGAGUAUUUUACUCCUUUAUUAAGACACAAGCACUCAAGUCAUAAUCUUAUUCCUCGAUAUAACAUCCA